This is a messenger RNA of Hemicordylus capensis (graceful crag lizard), 2471 nucleotides long. It is a transcript of the gene ME3, whose product is annotated as malic enzyme 3. NCBI's taxonomy places the organism in Eukaryota, Metazoa, Chordata, Lepidosauria, Squamata, Cordylidae. Gene Ontology annotation, biological process: malate metabolic process; pyruvate metabolic process. The record is from RefSeq and is a predicted model, not a curated record. Gene Ontology annotation, cellular component: mitochondrion. Bases 186 to 2015 code for a protein of 609 amino acids. Gene Ontology annotation, molecular function: malate dehydrogenase (decarboxylating) (NADP+) activity; malate dehydrogenase (decarboxylating) (NAD+) activity; NAD binding. The transcript has 15 exons.
UGCAGAGCGGCCACAGGAUCUGCUUCCUGGGGUUUGCUUUCGUUUCGGCGGGGUCGCCUCCUCCAAGGCUGCUGGAUGCACUUGCCGGCUGAGGAAGAAGGCAGACAGCCUGAGCCGAGGGAGCAAAAAAGCAAGCGGCAAAAGUCAGGCGGAAGACCUCCGGCGGCUCCUCUGAGCAGGACAGGAUGCUGGUCCCAGUUUUCAGCAGAAGAGGUAGCCACCUCCUUCGGAUUACGGGGGGCUUGCAGAGGCUGCCGCUUUCCAGCUUGCCCCGGAGUAGAGGCUGCCGCUCCGGACUGCGAGAGCCCUGCCCUUCGCUAACGAAAGCGACCGGGAUCAAAAAGAGGGGCUAUGACAUCACCAGGAACCCCCAACUCAACAAGGGCAUGGCCUUUUCGCUUGAAGAAAGACUCCAACUUGGAAUCCACGGCCUGCUUCCUCCUUGCUUCUUGAGCCAAGAUGUUCAAGUUCUGCGUGUACUGAAAAGCUACGAGACCAAAUCUAAUGAUCUAGACAAAUACAUCAUCCUUAUGACUUUGCAAGACCGAAAUGAGAAGCUGUUCUACCGAGUUCUCACAUCGGACAUCGAAAGAUUCAUGCCCAUAGUAUAUACUCCCACGGUUGGCUUGGCAUGCCAGCAGUACGGGCUGGCUUUCCGAAGGCCUCGUGGGCUGUUCAUUACCAUUCAUGACAAAGGACAUAUUGCAACCAUGCUGAAUUCAUGGCCUGAGGAAAACAUAAAGGCUAUUGUGGUGACAGAUGGAGAGAGAAUUCUAGGCCUCGGAGAUCUUGGAAGCUACGGCAUGGGAAUCCCAGUAGGAAAACUUGCUCUCUAUACUGCUUGUGGCGGCGUUCACCCCCAACAGUGCCUUCCUGUUCUUCUGGAUGUCGGCACAGACAAUGAGACCCUUCUUAACGAUCCUCUCUACAUUGGUCUGAAGCAUAAGAGGGUUCGUGGGAAACGGUAUGAUGACCUGAUCGACGAGUUUAUGCAGGCGGCUGCUAAUAAGUAUGGGAUGAAUUGCCUCAUUCAGUUCGAAGACUUUGCCAAUGCCAACGCCUUCCGACUUCUCAACAAAUACCGCGACAGAUAUUGCACGUUCAACGAUGACAUUCAGGGAACUGCCUCCGUUGCAGUAGCUGGCAUCUUUGCAGCCUUAAGAAUCACAAAGAACAAGCUUUCUGACCAUAAGUUUGUCUUCCAAGGAGCUGGAGAGGCUGCUAUGGGCAUAGCCCACCUGACUGUGAUGGCCCUGGAGAAGGAAGGGAUUUCAAGGGAAGAAGCUAUCAAAAAAAUCUGGAUGGUGGACUCCAAAGGACUCAUUGUCAAGGGCAGGAGUCACCUGAACCAUGAGAAGGAGAUGUUUGCUCAGGACCAUCCCAACGUGAAGACCCUGGAAGAAGUGGUGCGGGCCGUGAAACCUACCGCCAUUAUUGGUGUGGCCGCCAUCGCAGGUGCUUUCACUGAUCAGAUUUUGAAAGACAUGGGAACGUUCAACGAAAGACCGAUUGUGUUUGCCCUCAGCAACCCCACGAGCAAAGCCGAGUGCACGGCGGAACAGUGCUACCGCUUGACGGAGGGCCGAGGCAUAUUCGCAAGCGGGAGCCCGUUCCCCAAAGUGACCCUGCCCAGCGGACAAACCUUCUUCCCUGGACAAGGAAACAACGCCUACGUGUUCCCCGGAGUUGCUCUGGGAGUCAUUGCCUGUGGGGUCCGGCACAUCUCCGACGUCAUCUUUCUCACCACAGCAGAGGCAAUUGCAGAAGAGGUCACUGAAGAGAAUCUUGCCGAAGGAAGAUUGUAUCCCCCUCUGAGCUCCAUCCGAGAUGUCUCAUUCAAAAUUGCUGUUAAAAUUGUUGACUACGCCUACAAGCACAACUUGGCCUCCUGGUAUCCAGAACCAGAAGACAAAGAAGCCUUCGUUAAAUCCCUCAUCUACAGCCCUGACUAUGACUCAUUCAUUAUAGAUAAUUACAAGUGGCCACAAGAAGCCAUGCAUAUUCAAGAAGUUUAGCUUUUCUUAAUUGGUUCCCCCCCCCGCUUCUGUCUUAAAGAGACUUAGACCCUUAAGAUGCUCAAGUUUCAACCACCUUGGAUAGAAACAUAUUUUCAGACUCAUAGAAUCUACAGCUAUAAGCAGAGGGAUGAGCGAGUACCCGUCGAUCUUUUGUGCAGCUGCCUUUUUGCAUACCUGAACCAGAAAUAGCACAGAGUCAACAGACGCCAUUUCUGUCCCAAGGAAACAAACCAAACUACCUAAGAUGGGAUCCAGAAGGUUCCAUCUUGCAGUCUUCCUUUCUUCUCUAAGCGCUCCCUGCAAGUUUAUGGAAAGUUGUCCUAUGCUAGCAGCUCCGUCCUGAAAGGUUGUGUACUUCAGUGAUGUAACCGUGCUGCCCUCCUCAGGAGUAGCACGGACACUGCAUGUCUUGUCUAGUUUUGUCCAAAGAUACAGAGAAGCCAUUGCUCCAUA